This is a messenger RNA of Penaeus indicus, 1320 nucleotides long. RefSeq names its product general transcription factor 3C polypeptide 5-like. The record is from RefSeq and is a predicted model, not a curated record. Gene Ontology annotation, molecular function: RNA polymerase III type 2 promoter sequence-specific DNA binding; RNA polymerase III type 1 promoter sequence-specific DNA binding. Gene Ontology annotation, cellular component: transcription factor TFIIIC complex. Lineage: Eukaryota; Metazoa; Arthropoda; Malacostraca; Decapoda; Penaeidae. The transcript is spliced from 8 exons. Gene Ontology annotation, biological process: transcription initiation at RNA polymerase III promoter. The coding region runs from base 196 to 1320 and encodes 374 amino acids.
UCCUGCUGGACAAUCUUUUUUGAAUGUGCUUAAAAAAUGAUAAAUAUCAACAUAGCAGAUCAGCAUACUGUAAUUACAAGACUGUUAAGUUUAGUCUUUGUGUAAGUAUCCUACACAAAAAUCCAUAUCCACGACCAUAAAAAAUGGCGCCAAAUAGUUAAUGCGCAUGCGUGCUGGACGAAUAGCCAAAAUGUGAUGAGAUCUGGUGCCGGGCGAAUAUCCACGGCGAUUAAACAAACCAACACAACAGAAGGAAGUGAGUUCAACUGCCGUAAUCAAGCAAUGGCACAGGGAGGAGGAUUCAGCGGCACGGGGAAGCUGCGGCAGUUUAUGUGCAUUGAGUACCCGGGUCUUGUGAAAAACGUCGACAAGAUGCUCGAGACUCUUGGAGGCGUAGAGAAGAUAUCGGAGGUGUACUGUGAAGAUAACCGUAGGAUGGAGUUACGUUUCCGUCCUGAUGACGUCUACUGCAAACCCACCUGCGGAGAACAGCACAAUUCCACGGCCCUGUUGUUGCGCGUUGUCCGCAGAAAGAAAAAGAAGAAAAAACAAGAGGAGGCUGAUCCAAAGGUUCCAGAAGCAGUGGCCGGGAGCAGUUCCGAAGACCCCAACCCACCGGAGGGAGACUCAGACACCUCAGUGAGAUCAGAACUCAUAGGCGUUGUUCAUACUAUGUACAAAUUUAACAAUCUGUGCGACUUUCAGUAUGUUCCUGUAGUCAACACAGAAGACAGCCUUGCCCAGGAGUGUGUCUAUGACCAGCUUGUCCCUCAGGGGAUGGAAAAGGCCGACUGGCUUAACCGUCCUGCGCCCUUGUUUCUACCCCCAGCGGCUUUCACGCGCAUGGAUGCUCCACAAGACUAUCGAUACAGACGGGAAGCCAACAGUGACUCCAAGUCCCGAGUGCCGCAGAAUAUCAUCUGUCGGACACGUCAGAGGAGAACUCACUUUGCCAUCUUUCAUUCCUUUAAGGAUGAUGAAGUGCCCAAAGACCCCCUGCCGGGAGCAAUGUCACAAAUCCGCAUUAAGUUUAUGGACAACGCAUUCUAUCAGGGUCUCAAGGAGGAAUUUGAUAAGCGUCCAAUCUGGUCCAAAAAUGCCCUGCAGGUUUGGCUGGGAUAUUCCAAGGAUAAACUCAAGUACCUGCUCCCCACUCUCUCCUAUUACUUCCACACGGGGCCCUGGAGGAACCUCUGGGUGCGACUGGGAUACGACCCCCGUAAAGACCCCAACGCUUGGAUCUACCAGACCUUCGACUACCGCAUCAGGCAAGCAGGUCGGUGCGAGAGAGUUUUCGCUCUUGCCUCUGUGGAAGCUUAG